AUGAUGCCAUCUGAUACACACAAGAUUGUUAUUCACAAAACGCCUGCUGGAGAAUAUGUGCGAAGAUUCAAUGCUCCAACUAUAGAUGAAGUGGUAAUUGUUAUAGUCGGAGAUCAAUUCCAACCUAGAGAUAAAGUUGCAGAAACUCAUCGAUGCUACGAUGCCCUGCAAUAUCCAAUCAUUUUUUGGGAUGGUGCCGAUGGAUAUCACUUCAACGUUAAGAUGAUAAAUCCAGUCAGUGGUGAAGAAACAAAUAUGAUAUGCAGCGCAAUGAACUAUUAUUCAUACCGAUUAAUGAUUCGAGAGAAUGAAGACAACACAUAUUGA
This is a messenger RNA of Limulus polyphemus (Atlantic horseshoe crab), 327 nucleotides long. RefSeq lists its product as uncharacterized. Lineage: Eukaryota; Metazoa; Arthropoda; Merostomata; Xiphosura; Limulidae. The coding region runs from base 1 to 327 and encodes 108 amino acids. The record is from RefSeq and is a predicted model, not a curated record. The transcript has a single exon.